Molecule: messenger RNA, 894 nt
Organism: Penicillium malachiteum
Lineage: Eukaryota; Fungi; Ascomycota; Eurotiomycetes; Eurotiales; Aspergillaceae
Product: aromatic alcohol reductase
Exons: 2
Coding region: 1-894 (297 amino acids)
Molecular function (GO): oxidoreductase activity
Source: RefSeq, a predicted model, not a curated record
AUGACCAUCACCAAGGUGGCCAUCGCAGGAGGCACUGGAAACCUCGGUCCAUCAAUUGUCAAAGCUCUCCUGGACGCAGACUUCGAAGUCACCCUUCUUACCCGCUCCACCUCUGACGAGCAGGACCCACGAACCAAGAUCGAAGUAGUGGACUACGACUCUCUGGACUCUCUUACUAAGGCGCUGACCGGUCAAGAUGCCCUUGUCAACGUUCUUGGAUAUGGUACAAUCUCAAAAGAAAUCCACCAACGUGUUGUAGACGCAGCAUAUAAAGCCGGUUUGCAACGGAUUCUCCCUUCAGAAUUCGGCAGUGACACGACCAACCCACUCGUUGCCCAGCUGCCUUUUUUCGCGGGCAAGGCAGCUCUCUUAAAGCAUGUGCAAGAGCUCGCUGAAAAGGAUAAAGCCUUUACCUGGACUGCACUUUUCAAUGGACCUUUCCUUGACUGGGGUUUGAAAGAGAACUUCAUUCUUGACCUGAAAGGACCUGUGACGCCAAUCUAUGAUGGUGGCGAUGUUCUUUUUAGUACAACUACCCGGGAUGGUAUCGCACAAGCUGUUGUGGGGGUCUUGAAACAUCCAGAUGAAACGAAGAAUUGCCCUGUCUUCGUUGCGGAGGCAGAGGUAUCACAGAAUCAGUUGCUACAGAUGUCUGGACGGGCGGGCGUUGUUUCGACGGAGUCGGUUCGAACGGAGGAUUUGGAGCAGAGAGCAAUGGAUGCUUUGCAGCGUACGCCGCCGGAUCAUCGUCUCUUUGCAGUGAACAUGAUUUGGAGGGCUAUCUUCAGUCAGGACUAUGGGAAUCGGUUUGUGCAUUUGGAUAAUGAGUUGUUAGGGGUUCGCGAGCUGGAUGAGUCAGAAGUUACUGAGAUUGUGAGGCAGAACUGUUCUUGA